Pristis pectinata (smalltooth sawfish) is the source of this 7203-nucleotide messenger RNA. RefSeq names its product Y+L amino acid transporter 2-like. NCBI's taxonomy places the organism in Eukaryota, Metazoa, Chordata, Chondrichthyes, Rhinopristiformes, Pristidae. Gene Ontology annotation, cellular component: membrane. The coding region runs from base 939 to 2390 and encodes 483 amino acids. The transcript is spliced from 11 exons. The record is from RefSeq and is a predicted model, not a curated record. Gene Ontology annotation, molecular function: basic amino acid transmembrane transporter activity; L-amino acid transmembrane transporter activity. Gene Ontology annotation, biological process: amino acid transmembrane transport.
CCGGCUUUGCGGCGAGGCGUGGAUUGACAUAGUGUGGCGGCGAUGUAAUGUCUCGGGUGGGUCUGGGAUGGAACGUUGUGCUGGGCACGGCGAUGUCUUAGUGUUCCAAUUUAGAACGGCAUGUCUGCAGCUCCCGCGUUACCGUCGCAGAUCCGGGCCUGCGUUGGCCUCGUUACACAGACUGCCUUGUUUAUUUCAGAUGUAUGAUACAUCAGACUCCUUCAUCCGUAUAAUUCUACCCCGUAUAAUUCAUUGUGUCUCUACCACCAUCUCCCGCCGGAAUAGGAUCAAAAAGUGGAUUUUUUUUUCUUAGCGUGAGGCUGUGCACGUGUAAACGACACGAAAAGCAGUUGGAAUGUAGCGUGGAGGCGCCAGAGACUGUCCAAAGGACUCUAGACAGAGAGCCCACACUCUUAUUUGGGCUUGUUCGACGCUCGAACUACCACGUGGUCACGAUGCUCAUAACUCGGACUUGAAGAAGAGUAAAUGUGUUCUUGCUUUGUUGGGCUGCUGCUCAUUGGGAAUCCUAUCAUCAAUUCUCUGUUGGCAUCCUAAUUUUACGUGCACGUCGCCUUUCAUUCCAACUUCCAUAUUUGAUGCGAACACUGAUAUAUGUUUCAGUGGCGCUGCGAUGUGUAAAAAAUUUCGUGCAGAAAAACAGCUCCUCAGUAUAUCACGCCUAGUGUUGGGUGUCUGAUCGAGGGAGCGAGAAGCUCUUUUCAGCGCAAAGAAACCGCCCCGAUAGACUACGGAAGAAGGACAUUCACCACUAACUGGAGUCUAUCAGCUGGUUUUGAAAUAUGGAAGCGGCGAAUGGUACAGCACGGGAGGAGGACGUUCGGCCUGUCAAGUCCCGACUGGCUGUUCCCAAGACGUGUCUUCAUCUGAAAUAUAUUCUGAUAUUGUGGGAGUGAGUUGAUCCAUUAUAUUGUGACAACAUGGAGGUUGAUUCAAAGAAUUCCGCUACUGAAACUGUGAGACUUAAGAAGGAUAUUUCUUUGCUACAUGGAGUUUGCCUGAUCGUGGGAAAUAUGAUUGGAUCUGGCAUUUUUGUAUCUCCCAAAGGAGUCCUGUUAUUCACUGGUUCAUAUGGCCUUUCGUUGAUUAUCUGGGCAGUGGGAGGAAUCUUCUCUGUGAUUGGAGCACUGUGCUAUGCAGAACUUGGAACAACAAUAAAGAAAUCUGGGGCAAGCUAUUCCUAUAUAUUGGAGUCGUUUGGAGGUUUCCUAGCAUUUCUGCGUCUCUGGACAUCUCUGCUGAUCGUUGAACCAGCGUGCCAAGCAGUUAUCGCCAUCACUUUUGCCAAUUACCUCAUCCAGCCAUUCUUUCCUUCCUGCGAACCACCUUAUUCUGCCGUGCGAUUGUUGGCUGCCUUCUGUAUAGGCCUGCUGACAAUGGUGAACUGUGGCAAGGUGACGUGGGGAGCUUCUCUACAGGUGGUGUCCACUUUUGCUAAGGUGAUUGCCUUGAUCAUCAUCAUCGUGGCUGGGCUGGUGAAGCUGUGUCAAGGACAAACGGAAAAGUUCCAGAAUUCCUUUGUGGGCUCCAAGCUAAACGGUGGAGAUAUGGCGCUCGCUCUGUAUUCAGCAUUAUAUUCCUACUCGGGUUGGGACACACUUAACUUUGUGACUGAAGAGAUCCAUAACCCUGAAAGGAACCUGCCCUUGGCUAUUGCUAUUUCAAUGCCUCUUGUAACGAUUAUCUACCUCCUGACAAACGUGGCUUACUACACUGUCCUGGACAUGCCCACCAUCCUCCACAGUGAUGCUGUGGCUGUGACUUUUGCAGAGAGUGUUCUGGGUUAUGUGAAGUGGCUCAUACCAUUGUCGGUGGCAAUAUCCUGUUAUGGUGGUCUUAACUCAUCAAUCAUUGCAGCGUCCAGGCUUUACUUUGUUGCUUCAAGGGAAGGUCACCUCCCCAGUUUUCUGUGCAUGAUCCAUGUUUUUAGAUGCACCCCGAUCCCAGCCUUGUGCUUUAAUGGAGGGAUGGCUUUAAUCUUUCUCUGCAUUGAAGAUAUUUACACACUCAUUAAUUACUUCAGCUUUAACUACUGGCUCUUUAUUGGCCUAUCUGUUGCCAGCCAGAUUUACCUGAGAUGGAAAUUCCCAGAUCUACCAAGACCGGUGAAGCUCAGCUUGAUUUUCCCAAUUAUCUACUGCAUGUGCAGCUUGUUUCUGGUGAUUACUCCUCUCUACAGUGACACCAUGAACUCGCUUGUUGGGAUUGUGGUAGCGCUCUCUGGAGCUCCUGUCUACUUUCUCUGUGUUUACCUCCCACCUGAAAAGCAACCCAAGUGCCUUGAAAAGCUUUUGCGUAUCCUUUCUUUGUACACUCAGAAGUUGGCACUGUGCUGUCUAACAGAUAAUGAAUUUCAAGAGAAAGAAGUUUAACUGGAAUCAAUCAAAGAACCGUUCCAGAAAUGUGGCACCAGAAGUUGUUUGCACAGAUACCUAUCUCUCAUGCUGUUUAAAACUUUGAAUCCUGCCCUCUUGACUAUCAAAAUGCAGGAACCUCCACUAUUUCCAAGAAAUGGACUAUUUCUCUUGUAGUAAAGCAGUUUUUAUCAAAGAAUACAUUCUUUUCCCACCUCUUUUUAUUCAAGGAAAGUAAUAGGCUCAUCAUAAAUGUUGGUGUUUAUGUUUUUCAUUACCCAUUUUUAUUCUGUGAUGGAGACAGUUAAUUUUGGUCACUCUCUGCUGAGCCAUUGUGAUUUAUGUCACAGGAGAUGUCCUGGAGUGUUUUUUUAAAUUUAUUACUCUCUUGUGAUGUGGCUGUUGCCAGCAAGGCCAACAUUUAUUGCCCAAAGCCUUAAUUGCCUUUGAGAAGGUGGUGAUGGGCCCUCUCCUUGAACUGCUGCAGUCCUUCUGGUGAAAGUGCUCCCAACAGUGCUGUCAAGGUGGGAGUACUAGGAUUUAGACCCAGAAAUGAUGAAGGACCAGUGAUAUAUUUCCAAAUCAAGAUGAGCAAGACUUGGAGGUGAACCUGUAGUUUCUACAGCAGAUAAUGUGGGUCUACCCACUGCCAGAAUAUAGAUUCCAUGGACUACAACAUGAUCUAUUGUCAGGAAACUCAGGAUUAACCCCUCCACCAUUUUAAAGAUCCACUCCUUGUUGUUUAACAUAGAGCUCCUCCAGUUUGUUUUGGGACAACUCCCAUUAAUCAUGCCAUUGCUGUGGUCUAGUUCAAGGGUUCCUAUGGCAAUGUGGGAAUUGACAUGUUUUUUAAAAAAAAGUUCUUUGGUUUAUAGAGGAAACUCUUGGCAACCAGUUUUCCUUCCUUGUUUAAAAUGCAGAUUUUUCUCAUGCUUAAAAUCAAUGCAGAGUGGCUCUUCCAAGGUGCUGACACUGCACGGAUCUCAUAGCAUUCUCCUGAAAUCUUUGUUGAUGUAAUCACCUCUGUUAGAAGGUGCUAGAGAUAGAUAAUUUGUGAAAUAGCAGAAAAGAUUUGGUCAGUAUUUUAGCUUUAGAGAGUGGGCAAAUUCCGGAGAACCAAAUGUGCAUAAAUAUUAUGUGACCAGUGUGUUUUAAUGCAUUCCAAUAAAAAGAGGGAUUGUGUUUUUUUAUAUAACUAAAGUAAUAGAAAAGAAAAAAACUGUAAAAUGAGAAAAGAUCUGAAGGGUGGAAUUUGUAAGCAAAAUUAAAUGUUUUUAGAUUCUGCCACACAAAAGGUUUGACUCUUGUUUUUACCCUUGACAUGCAAAUGUAGACUUGCCAACAGUGUUCACUGGAAUUAAUGAGGAUAAGGAACUUCUGUUUCUUUUUUCUUGGUUGUGUGGACUGACUCACUGGCAAUGAUUGGUUAAUUAUGCAGAGUUACUGAAGUUGAAUUGAAAAACGUAAUUUGUAUAGAACUAUCCUUCGCUCACUGCAUUCUGUUGCUAUUACCUGGCUUUUCUUGGGGAAAAUUGCUAAAGCUUCUUUGAUUAAAUUCUGUUUCCCCCACUCUUUAAAUGGAAUGUUUUCUGAGUAAAUUACCUUUAUUUGCAGUGCAACUGCUAGUUGCUGUGAGCCCAGACUCAUUCCCUGCUACACCCCAGCUCAUUAGUUGAUGCAGUUCUGUCAAUAAAGACUUUUUUUGGCUCCGUCCCGUUGACAGUAGCAGGAUGACAAGGGUCUGCUGAUUUAGUACUGUGACUGUACCUAUUUAUUGUCAGAUUAUAAACAAUAUACAAAAACUAUUUGUGACAUCCAGCUUCACAUAUGAUGGGCCCUGUAUUUAUGUCCUUUGCUUUUAAUCAAAUGUCCUUUGCUUAAUCAGAAUCAGAUUUAUUUGUUAUCACUGACAUAUGACAUGACAUUUGUUGUUUUGCAGCAGCAGUACAGUGUAAGACAUAAAAAUCUAUAAAUGACAAAAAGAAAUAGUGCAAGAAAAGGAAAAAUGAGGUAGUGUUCAGGGGUUCAUGGAUCAUUCAGAAUUCUGAUGGCGGAGGGGAAGAAGCUGUUCCUGAAUCGUUGAGUUUGGGUCUUCAGGCUCCUGUAGUAAUGAGAAGAGGGCAUGUCCUGGAUGGUGAGGGUCCUUAAUGAUGCAUGCCACCUUCUUAGGCACUGCUUCUUGAAGAUGUCCUCGAUAGUGAGGAGGGUUGUGACUGUGAUGGAGCUGGCUAAGUCUACAACCCUCUGCAGCCUCUUGUGAUCCUGUGCAUUGGAGGCUCCAUACCAGGCUGCGAUGCAGCUAGUUGGAAUGCUGUCCACCGUACAUCUAUAGAAAUUUGCAAGAGUCUUUGGUGACAUAUCAAAUCUCCUCAAACUCCUAAUGAAGUAGAGCUGCUGGCGUGCCUUCUUUGUGAUUGCAUCAAUGUGUUGGGCCCAUCCUCUGAGAUGUUGAUGCCCAGGAACUUGAAGCUGCUCACCCUUUCCACCACUGACCCCUCAGUGAGGACUAGUGUGUGUGUUCUCCUGACUUCCUCCUGAAGUCCAGAGUCAGGUCAAUGGUCUUGCUGACGUUGAGUGCGGGGUUGUAGUUGCAACACCACUUAACCAGCCGAUCUAUCUCACUCCUGUAGGCCUCCUCAUUGCCAUCUGAGAUUCUACCAAUAACAGUGAUGUCAUCAGUGAACUUAGAUGGUGUUUGAUCUGUGCUGAACCACACAGUCAUGAGUAUAGAGAGAGUAGAGCAGUGGGCUAAGUACACAUCCUUCAGGUGCACCUGUGUUGAUUGUCAGUGAGGAGGAGAUGUUAUUGCCGAUCCACAUUACAUUUGCAUUUGGGUUUUUUAGACUCCCAAAAACUUUAUAAUGGAAAACAAAUCAAAUGGACUAUAUCGACUUAGUUCAGUGUUUUCCACUGACCUGUUGAGGUUUAUUAAUUCUGAUUAAUUCACCUUGAUUCUGAUUUAUUCAGAAUCAAGGUGAGCAUUUUAAAUAAUUCCUUGAGGACGUUGUUGAUAUAAUUCUCCUUUGUAGUCUAAGCUGUUUACAGAUUUGUACAUCUCCUGUAACCUACACGCUACAGAGAUGAGAAGUGUUACUCAGUAUGAAUUCUUAUUCACGGGGAGCUAUGCAAAGAAGUCUUUGGACCAAAUAGGCUGUUGAUUUGCUGUCUGUUGAGGUCUCAAAUGUACAGCUCAAGUACAGUGGAGAAAUAGCUAUUAUCUAUUUCAUUAUUGAGAUACUGCUGUGAUACACCAUGUGUCUCCCCACUCCCCCCAGUCAUUCCACUCUCACCAUUACUCUCUGCACUACUUCUGUUUAGGAGUGGUAAUGAUAGAAGUUGGUUUUGCUAGCCUAAUGACAAGGACCACCAAUUGGUUUGGAUAUUGCACUUGUCUCGUGGUUACUGUUGGAUUCGACUGUUUUAAAUAGUUUUUUUAACAUGUAUAGUGUUUAAUACACCUCAAGUGGCUGUACAAGGAAUGGCCGCUUCUCCGCUUAUUGGUUCGUCCAUCAGGUGAAUGUGUUUUCUCAUUGGUUGGUUUUGCCACAGGUAUCUCAUAGGUUUUCUGAUUGGACUAUUGUUAGCUAAGGAGUACCUCUUAGAUAUAAAAGGUGUCGUUUUUUGUUAAUCACUCUUUCUUAUCUUGCUCUCUUGCCUCUCUCUCGUUCCUCUGUCUCUCUUGCUUAUCUUGCUCUUGCCUCUAUCUCUCUCCCUUGCUCUCUUCCCCCUCCCACUAGCUCAUUUUUAGUUCCUUUGUCUCGGCUCGUCUCCUAGAAGUAAAGCUAGUGCCAUGCGCUCUGUGACUGCUUCUUUGUUUUAAACUUUUCUAAUAAAACUUCGUGAAGCACCAAGUUGUUUUCAACUCAUUCUUGGACUCCUGGAAAGAACCUGCUCCUGAAAAUAACCGGGUCUGACAAUGCCCCCUUGGUUAAAUCAAAUUUUUGUUUUCACAGAUUCAAUUUCAAUUGAUCCACAGAGCUCUAAAGGGGGUUUUGAUUCACCUGUCCCAUCCUUACCAAUAAUGUAUGGAAGAUGGGGAGCAUUCAGUAUGAUUUCAGUGGGCCUCUGCCCAAUUAGGUUAUCUCUCAGCUGAUGUCUUAGCGGCGCACAUACUGACACACUAGACUCGGAAAUUGAGUGGAACUGUUGUUCAUAAUCUGACUUGUAACAUACAGCAGAAAUUCCUAACCUGUUUGUAGGUAACCUUUCAAACAUGUAUGGUCUCUCCUGUGUUCUAUUUUGUCUUAAUGUAUAAGAAAUCUAAAGUGUAAAUCAAUUGCAGUUUGUAUUUAUAAGGGAUUCGCUUUUCGAACCCUGGUUUUGAGUACAGGAAACUGAGAUGCAGUUAUCAUUGGCUGUUAAUUGUUUUUAUCAUUUGCUAUAAAUUUUUAUCUUAGUGAUGUCUUAUCAGUUUACAGAUGGUUAUUAUAAAAUGUUUUUGAUAAAUUUAGUGCACAGAUCACCUUUUAUAGAUGUACAAAUUAUAGAAUGAUUCAGUUCUGUUGUGUGUAGAGUAUAGAAAUACUACAAAUAUUCCUAAAGAAGUUGGGUAUAGUCUUAAAUGUUCUCAUUACAUCUUAACUUUUUUUUGCUCUGAUGUUUUAUAUGUCCUAUCAGAAGUGUGAAUUUGGAAUAUCUUUUUACCUUUCCUCAAGAAUUUUUGGUAUUAUUGCAAUCUCAAAAUAGUGAUUACAAGGCAAUGGGCUCAGAAUAGUUUAUAUUAUUAACUGCUGUUGGAACGAUGUUGAUUGCAAACUGACGAAUUGUCCACUGAAUUACCCAAAUAUAUUACAAAGUUUAUUAUAUGAUGUUUUGAUGUUCCAUACUUAGU